AUGGGCGAAUAUUCAAGUGUUGCAAGUGUGGAACAAGCAGCGAGAGACAAAUCGUCGACAGUGCAGAAGGCUACAAGUGCAGUACUCCAAGCCUCUAGACCUUGCGAUGGCGAUUUAUAUGAGAGGGACACUGAAGAAGCUGCUGAGAUAGAAAGACAAGCAGAUAAAUGGAUGAGUGAGUAUCGAGAGCUCGAAACGCUCGGGGAAAACAAGGAAUUAUCGACUCUGGAGAAACAAAGAUUGUCAGAACUUCAUGAUGAUCUCCAGAAAUAUUACCAUGAAGACCCUCGAAGAUUUGACGAGCAAUUUCACGCAACCAGUGGCUGUAUUCGUAUGGGCGAUGAACAGCCUCCUCCAAAUCACCAAGCCACAAUAUCGCACGUUGAUCGUCGACAGAAUCAUGAUGCCAACAAACAACCCGAGUCUGAUAAAGCCAAGCAGAAAAAGGCAGAUAGGGACAACAGUACGCUUCAAAAUCUUGAUAAAUGGCUGAACAGUGGUGGCAAACCUCCAGCAACGUCGUCAGCUCCCAGUCAGCCAAACCAAAUGAAUACUGAGGCUCACAGUGAGUCAGAGUGUGAUGAGGUUGACAAGUUCUCCCAGACAGCGGCAGCGACGGGGUCUUUCAAUACCACUACAGAGAAUUCAGGCUCGGCCGACAGUACCAAUGAGCCUCCAAAACCACCGGAUCGACCAGGGCGUAUGCUGACGUCGACCAAAAGUCAGGAUGGAAGCCAACCCACCAGCAAAAAGACCAAAACAAAGAGAACGGAAUCUUCACUGAAUACACCUGAAGGAGCCUUUCCUGAAGUUUACUGUAAAUUCAGCUCAUGGCCAGGCUGCUGCCGAAUAGUCUUUGGCUAUGGAGAGCCUGGCAAAGCAAAGUACGAGAUUGGAGAUGCGACAGAAUAUGCACAAGACGCGCUAGCCAACUUACCAUUGAUUUCUGGAAAAAAGGAAUCCGUCUUGGACAUUCGGAUCAAUGGUGCCCGUAUCUACGGGCGUCGCAACAUUGGAAAAGUGACCAAUGUAGCUUCGCUUACACCUAACCCGGAUCGAGAGCGGAAGCCGCGUGUCACCAAAACCGGCAAAGUCAUACAAGUCUACCCCCCUAUGCUGAUAAAGAUCCAGUGGAUUGACAUACAGGAGAUCCAUCGUGAAAAGCUCCUCAAUGGCGAAGAUUGGAAUGUUCGGAGUAACAUAACGAAACGGCUCAAAAAUAAAGACCAAGCUUGGCUUGACGAGCAGAUUGGUGGUGCUGCCAAGACACAAGACAAAUCUUACGAGGAAUGGGCUGCGGAAAAGGGGAUCGAUGGUGGAAAAAGACCAUCGACUUUCUUUCCGGAGAAAGGUAGUUUUACCAGCCAAUCGCAGGGAGCAAAACAACCCGCCAAACCUCAGCGCGUCCAUGAUGCGGCGAAUCAAAAUGACGGGGCCCAAUCAAAUGAUGGGCAGCCCCUGAACACCAAAAAGCGAAAAGCAGAUUCUGCGACCGGGCGUCCGGGCCAAGACCGCCGGAUGAAAUUCCAACACAUCCCGAAUCCGCCUAGCAAGUUCAUCGACUAUAAUUCCUACCUUUUUACUUGCAUGAUGGACCAGAAGCUCACCCAUGAGAAGCUCAACGAUGAUCCGGAGGGUUAUCAAGCGGCAAUGGAAAAUAUCGAGAACGAUUGGCCCGAAUACAAAAAAAUGAUGCUUAAAAAUCACUACGAGAUAAGCCCGAAAGGCGACCAGAAGACUCAAGCGUAG
Messenger RNA from Penicillium angulare, 1749 nucleotides. RefSeq lists its product as uncharacterized. Lineage: Eukaryota; Fungi; Ascomycota; Eurotiomycetes; Eurotiales; Aspergillaceae. The transcript has a single exon. Bases 1 to 1749 code for a protein of 582 amino acids. The record is from RefSeq and is a predicted model, not a curated record.